GUUGAAGAUCUUCCAGAUGGCAGAUGCGCUAGCAUACUCAGAGCUCGGAGGGAGAAAAAUAUAGGAUGAAUAAAAGAAAUGGCGUCCCGUCCACGUCUCUCCUGUGCAGAUAUGCGCGAGUACAUUCAGGUGCAGGCUGCGUCUCAGUUGAGGAGGUAAAGCCGCAGGUAAAGGAGACUGGAAACGAUGUCGGGAAGAGGCUACGUCGAAGACAAGGUCGAUGAAUAUAGGCAAAUCAAACAGGAGGCGGAAACUUAUAUCGAUAUAUAUGCACCUAAUGCAAAAAAAAAUAAUUUCCACCAGGCUGACCUCCACAUUUGUACAAGUCGCAAAUAAUUAAAAUAAUCUCUUGAGCAACUUAGACAAAAAUACAAAGCGGUCGGUGAUACCGCUAAAUCAAAUUGAAUACGGUUACCAACGAACAUGAGUUUGUUCGCUUUUAGCAAGGCCUGUUAUUUACCUGAUCUAACUGUUGCUAGUGUGGUUAAGUGAGUGAUCCCUAAUUUAUGUAGGUUCUCUUCGUCAGUAGCUCCACUUCACGCUGAGCAGGCAUGUAAUACCCUUGCAGGUCGUCGCACUUGCUUUCAGGGCCCUACAUUGUUAGGCUGUGCCUUAGUUGUUGUUCUUACAGAGGCUAUCGGCGUAUAGUUCUCUCAGAUAGUCUUAGGGGUUGGCCGUUGGCUUACGGUCUCGUUCUCCCCCGGUAUGUAAGUAUGUAAUAAGGAAGUUCUUAGUUGAUUGUUCAUUUUGGAGGCAGCAUGUAGUUCUAUGGAAAAGAAAAGGGGUUUGGCCGUUGUGACACGGUCUUCUUGCUCCCCCGGUAUGUAAGUUGUUAAAUGAGGUUAUUUAAGUAGUUGAAUGGGAGGCAGCAUGUAGU
Messenger RNA from Amoebophrya sp. A25, 877 nucleotides. Lineage: Eukaryota; Dinophyceae; Syndiniales; Amoebophryaceae. The record is from the annotation of a GenBank genome assembly.